This is a messenger RNA of Anoplophora glabripennis (Asian longhorned beetle), 3218 nucleotides long. RefSeq names its product anoctamin-4-like. Gene Ontology annotation, molecular function: protein dimerization activity; chloride channel activity. Gene Ontology annotation, biological process: chloride transmembrane transport. Gene Ontology annotation, cellular component: plasma membrane. The record is from RefSeq and is a predicted model, not a curated record. The transcript is spliced from 23 exons. Lineage: Eukaryota; Metazoa; Arthropoda; Insecta; Coleoptera; Cerambycidae. Bases 3 to 3182 code for a protein of 1059 amino acids.
AGAUGGACAGCAAUCACAGAGACCUGAAUUCUUUGUUCAUAGAGUCAGAACUUACGCCGAAAUCUAACGGUUCUUCGAGACGGGCGAGCAACGAGAGCACCUGCAGCCUGAACGUACCCCUCAGCGUACGUUUCGAGAGGGAACCCACUCCUCAGGUAAACAGCACCAUCGUCGACAACCCGGGGGAUAUGAGCCGGUCCCAUUCCCUCCACAACAUCACGCGGUACUCCAAGUCGUCUCUGCUCCAGGAAAAGGAAUACAACUUGAACGGGAUCGAGGAGUGUCCCAAGAGUAACGGCCGGAGGACUUAUAGGAGAGGAUCACUGCCAUUUGAAAAGUUGAACAAUUUUUCGACUCUCAAGGACGCUUUUGGCCCACAACUCGAUGACGAUUCACAGGUGACCCUGCCUGGCACGCCACUGCCUUCUCUGGUGCAGGAUAACCCUGAAGAGUUCACGGAGAUAUCCGCUCCCAUCAGUCCCGCUGAAAAAGAAGAGGUCCUGGACCCGGAAAGUUUAUAUUUUCGUGAUGGUAGAAGGAAAAUUGACAUGGUGUUGGUUUACGAAGAAGAAGAACUAGGGGUGAUGACGGAAGCGGAGGCCAAAAGAAGAGACAGGAGAAAAGUUUUUCAGGAAAAUUUGGUCAAAGAAGGUUUGGAGCUAGAACUCGAACACAAGGAUCUUUCCUUUGACGGAAAAACUUGGUUUCUGAAAAUCCACCUGCCAUGGAAAACCAAAACGAGAUACGCAGCCGUUAUGGGGAUGAAACUACCAAUAAAAAGAUUUAUAACUAUUUCCGUCAAAGCUUGGGACGACCAAAAGGACAAAGGCAAGGACGAAUCCUUGUGGGCGACGUGGAAGAAGAAGUGGAACGAAUUCUUCGAGAACAACCACGAUCUGAUACCCCAGGAACCUUCCUUCUACGACGCCACUGAGGGAGCAGACAGAGAAGAACAAUUUGUCGUGAAGGACAGAGUAACGAGCUACUCGAGUGCCCAGAGAAGUCUUAUCGUUAUGCAGAUACUUUUAAGGGUUAAAUUUGACGAUACUGAUAAAGUUGGAAUCAGGAGACUUUUGAAUGAUUACACAUAUAUUGCUUGCUUUCCACUGCAUGAAGGGAAGUGGGACAAGGAAUCUAGUGAUGGAAAAAUAUUGGAUAGAAGGUUACUGUAUCUAGAAUGGGCUAGACCUGGAAAAUGGAUGAAAAGACAACCACUCAACAUAGUGCGGAAAUAUUUCGGUGAUAAGAUAGCCCUGUACUUCUGUUGGUUAGGCUUUUACACGAAGAUGCUGUUUGCCCCUGCGAUGGUCGGGACUCUUUGUUUUCUAUACGGCAUUUUCACGAUAGACGGGGAUGACAAUAUCCCAACUAAAGAAAUAUGUGAUCCAAACGGACCAGGAAACAUAACGCUUUGCCCGUUGUGCGACAAAGCAUGUACAUAUCAAAAACUUAAAGACAGCUGUAAAUUCGCUAGGCUUACUUAUCUCUUCGACAACCCGGCGACCGUGUUCUUUGCAAUAUUCAUGAGUUUGUGGGCUACGGUUUUUCUGGAAUUGUGGAGGAGGAAACAGAGUGUAAUACAGUGGGAAUGGGACUUACAAGGGACAGAACAAGACGAGGAACCUAGACCAGAGUUCGAAACGAGUGUCAAAACAUUUAGGACGAACCCAGUAACCAGGGAGAAAGAACCUUAUCUGCCAACGUGGUCCAAGGCCUUUAGACUAGUUGCCACUGGUUCCGCGGUGUUUUUUAUGUUAUUCGUCGUCUUAUGUGCCGUGUUAGGUACAAUAAUCUACAGACUGUCCCUCGUUUCGGUGAUAUACGGGAGCCAAUCCACUUUCCUGAAUAAACAUGCCAAAAUUGUUACCUCUGUCUCGGCAGCAGUCAUUAAUUUAAUAAUCAUCAUGUGUCUUACUAGGUAUUAUCAUAGGCUAGCGAUAUAUUUAACAAAUUUAGAGAGUCCCAGAACGCAAACUGAAUACGAAGACUCUUAUACUUUUAAGAUAUUUUUAUUCGAAUUUAUGAACUUUUAUUCUUCUCUGAUAUACAUAGCGUUUUUUAAGGGUAGAUUUUUUGACUAUCCAGGUGAUACGACUAGUAGAAAAUCGGAAUUCUUUCGAGUGAAAGGGGACGUGUGUGACCCUGCUGGUUGCCUCAGCGAACUAUGUAUACAGCUGUCUAUUAUAAUGAUAGGCAAACAAAUUUUCAAUAAUUUCAUCGAAUUAUUCAAUCCGGCGUUUUACAAUUGGUGGAGGUGGCGAACCCAUCGGUCGAACACGAAAGAUUUGAACAGGAAACAUACUAGGUGGGAGGAGGACUAUCAUUUGCAGGACCCUGGCCGACUAGCACUUUUUGAUGAAUACUUAGAAAUGAUUCUGCAGUAUGGUUUUGUUACGUUAUUCGUGGCUGCCUUUCCUCUAGCGCCGCUCUGUGCUCUCCUCAACAACAUCGCCGAAAUCAGGUUGGACGCGUACAAAAUGGUGACCCAGUCUAGGAGGCCUUUGGCCGAAAGGGUGGAAGACAUUGGUGCAUGGUACGGCAUCUUGAGAGCAAUUACCUACGCUGCUGUCGUAUCAAAUGGUUUCGUCAUUGCCUAUACCAGCGACUUCAUCCCCAGAAUGGUGUACCAGUUCAAAUAUUCCCCUACGGAAGACCUGACUGGUUACAUUGACGCGUCAUUAUCAGUGUUUAAUACAUCCCACUACAGAGAGGAUAUGCGAGGAGAUGAUGAAAAUCCACCAGAUAUCUGUCAGUAUAGAGGGUACAGAAAUGGGCCCAAUGAAACGGAUCCGUACGGUCUGAGUCCCCAGUAUUGGCACGUGUUUGCAGCCAGAUUAGCGUUUGUUGUUUGUUUCGAGCAUGUCGUCUUUGCUUUGGUGGGUAUUAUGCAGUAUGUUAUACCCGACGUCCCAUCCGAGCUAAAAACUCAAAUGCAGAGGGAAGCCCUUUUGGCUAAAGAAGCAAAAUACGAACAUGGCCUGAAGAAAAGCGAGUACGACUAUGAGGAACUAUUAAACGCUUUUAGAGAAAGUAACAACACUCCUAAAAGCGAUGGAAGAAUAGGCGUUAGAGGAUCUUGGGCAAGAAGAUUGAGCAGACUUUCUGAUGGCUUAGACGCUCAUGUGGAAGUGGUGAGCAGGAAAAAGAACUCCAUAUCAGCGACAGUAUGGGAAUCCUCUUAGAAUUAAGUAUUAAAUACAUUCAUCACGAUUUUGUUA